CCGGAAGUAAAAUGAGCUAAUUUGUUUAUUGUUGCUCACGAAACGCUGCCUCUGUGUACACGUUUAGAGAACAGUUAUUUUAUUCAGCCUCUAGCAGAAGCUGUUCAGUGCUUAAAAUAGCUCAGAUUUGUUUUUCGUUAGUGUAUUAGCUUAUUAACUGGCUGGAGUUCGGAUCCAUUUCGUGGUUCAGAUCACGUUAGUUAUAACUGUCUUUACCUACCUGCCAGCAUGUCUUACGCCGGGGCAGUGUGGCUUGCUGUUCAGGAGGACUUAUACAGAGGUGCGUGUAGCGAACUGACUCCUAAAAUUCUUAACAGCGACAGCAGGAACAGCAGUAGCACGGACCCCCGCGGCACAGUCCAGCUCAGCCACGAGUCAAUAAGUCGCCUGGACAUUUUCGAUGACUACUUUUUGUCACAGUGUUUUCAUUUCACUCGCCAGUGUCUGACUUUUAUUGUGGACUGCAUUAAAGCGCGCAUGAAAAAGGACGUGUUUAGACCCAGUAGCGACGCCACUUCAGUUGAAGCAAUGACACUUGCGGCACUGUAUUUCUACGCGCACGGUUUUCUCCCCAGGAAAAUCACAGACUUGCUGGGAUUGGAGCACGCGCGCGCAAGCGACGCCGUAAAUACCGUGUCUAAGGUCUUGGAGGACAUGUGCCCAGACUUUAUCACUUUCCCUGGCACUUACGAUGAUCGCAUGGGCGUUGCGCAGGGGUUUAAAUAUAUAAGUGGCAUUCCAAACGUGGUGGGGGUUUUGGGUUGUUUACAUGUCCAUGUGAGCCCUUCACUGGCCGAAGAGAGUCUUUUCCUUAACACCAGGGGUUACCAUUCAGUAAUGGUGCAGAUCAUAAGUGAUGUGGAUGGAAAUCUACUGAGUGUGGAGCAGUGCUGUCCUGGUGGGACUCAGGAACAGGCCGUUUGGGAAAGCUCAGAUAUUUGUCAAGAGUUUAACAGACUUCAGCAUGGUCAGACCUGGGUCCUGGGGGGUAAAGCUAUGUGUAAAGCUAAACAUGUGCUGAGCCCUGUGGAAAGCUCCCGGAUCAAGACUGAUGCAGCCAGACGUUUUAACACAGCUCAUUCUAAGGUUUGGAAAUCUGCUCAACACGUCUUAGGCUGUUUGACAACCCGCUUCCAAUGCUUGCAUAGUCUUGGAGCUGUGCUGGUUGAUAAUCUCAAGCCUGUAGCUCGCAUUGUCACUGCUUGCUGUGUUCUCCACAACAUCUCUAAAAAGUUUUCAGUGCCAUUACCCAGCAAACUGGUUCUGGAUCAUUUAUACCCAGAUCAAGAGAUGAGAGAAGAGGAACAGGAGAACUUUGUUGACACAGAAGAGGCAAUAGAAGACAUGAUAGAGAUGUGUUUUGGGAAUUCUGGGGAUGAGGAGGAGCAAGAAGAAACGAAAACCAUUGAGGACAUUGAAAACAGACACAAACCAAAUGGUGAUCACAAUUCACACAAUAACCUUUCUGAAUCUUGAAAGACAUUUCACGUGGGAACUGCAUUCUCACUCCCAAUGAACAGCCCCAGUGCAGAAUGCCAACCCAAGGAAGAAUAAUACAUAGUCCUCCCAAUAUAGUCUUUUCACAAAUCACUUGUUUAAAAUAGACACUGGUGUGUGUGUGUGUGUGUGUGUGUGUGUGUGCGUGCAGGGUUAUAGAGUAGCCAUCAACUUGUCUGUUUUAGUUAAGAUGUAGACACUAGAAAACUUUACUUUCUUCCUAUUCUAGGAAAAAUGGCUUACAAAGAGCAAUUAAUAAGAAAGUGUGCAGGUAACUUUGCUUGUGUAUACAUUUUAACUAAAACACAUGAGUGGCAUCUGUGGUUGCAGGUGGUUACCAUAACCCCCCCCCCCCCCCGUAUAUACGCACACUCCAGUUUCUACAAUGAUGGGCUUUACCAGGCUGUUUGAACGUAUCUGUGCUGACUGCUGCAGGAGAGCAAACAACAGUUUCUGUCACUUUCUAUUAAUUACCAUUAAAAUUAUUUAUAAACUCUUAGAUUUGACACUUCGUUGUGACCUUCCUUGUUUAAUUUAUUUCCAUUUUUUCUCUUUUGGCUGAAAAAGUGCAGUUUUUCAAAAGUAUAGACUUUUUAACUGACAAAGUUUGACAAAAAAUGUCAAAAAUAUCUUUUUUUUUUUUUUGCUGAAAUAUUUCAGUGGCAUCCCUAAAAAAAAAUAUAGUUAACUGCUGUUCACUCUGUACUAUGCAUGUUCACUAUAGUUUAAUGCUAGCUAAGUCAAACAUUCAUUGAUGGAGUUUAUUUCACAUUAAUGAAUUCAAAACAUACUCCAUUUACCUUGACAGAAAGUGAGAGGGCCACAUCUUUCAAGUGGGAAAAUCAAGAGGAGACAAGAGAUUACUAAUGGGAGAUUGGAGAAGGGGGCGGGGCUUUCAGUAGGUCAGUUAAUGUCAGAGAGUUCAAAACACCUACACAGCUGUCAGUCAUUCUAGAUUAAUAUGUCUGUUGGCUCAUCUUAUUUUUUAUUUUUAUUGGAAAAAGAUGACUGAUCUUUUUGAGUAUUUUUUAGUGAUAACUCGUAGCAGUCUAUUCUAAUGUUAAAAUGCGGCACUGGCAGGUCAAGUACAUUAGAAUGUAAUUUUAAUUAUUUUUUGGUCACAGAAUAUUUUUCUCCUGUCCAGAACAGCACCAGUCAUAACUCUGAGUUACACUACACUGUAAUAACUGUUGACUAUAGAUAUUUACCUUGUCUGCCUCGCUCACUUUGUUCAGCAGUGGCAGGCUCACAAAAGGCUUAUAAGUUUGCUUUUAAAGCAUUUUUACGUCACAAAAUGGAGAGGGGUUUAUGGGUAAGCAUGUGGGCAGGAAACGAAUGCUUAUAUGUAACUAUAUACAAAGUAAUAGAACAUAUGUAAAUAUGAAAUAAAGCUGAAAUAAUGUAUCGUUAAUAAGCUAGGUUAACAUGAGGUUAAGGUGGUUAACAUGAGCAUUAGGUGCAAGUUUGUUGGCUAGUGGACACAUUAUAUGCAAGUAUGAAGACUGGCCUGUGCAACUGCUUGUGCACAACAGUCUUGCAUGUUCACAGAUACAUGGACGCAGAAGUAUAAACUGCAACUGAAAAGGCUAUUCAGGAAAAUGCAGUCCUGAGUACCUUGUUAAUGGAUACUACAUAUCUUCAGGGAACUCUACAGAAACUUUCAACUGCACCGGUGUGUGAGGAGUGUACAAGUGUACAUUAUUCUGUUUUGCUCUCAAAACAUAACAGAUAACAGAUACAUGGGAAAAUAUGAUAGAUUAGCAUAGAAGAUGAAAAUGUUUGCUUUUAUUAUUUUUGCAAUAAAUGAUAAAUAAAUAAACAAAACACAAACAUUUCAGAAACUUUUCAUUCCUUAACAUUGUUUAUACAAUAUUGAAGUUGUAGGAAGUUUAAAAACAAAAGUCAGAUAAUUUCUCUCAAUAGACCAUGGGGGAUAUUCCAAAAUCUGGGUUCAUUUUAAAUGGCAUAGCAUAAAUGAUCCAGACAGCUGAAUCUAGGGGCUUGUCUGACGAAACAAGUUUGAUAUUGCACAGGUUCCCGACUAAGUUCUCGCUCACCAAAAUCUAAGUCAAAAUCUAAAUUAAUUCUUGUGCACAUGUACAUAAAAGAGUGCCAUUUGCUAACUUAUCAUGAAAGGUUGAGACCGUGUUAAGCUGCAGCAGAAAAAAAUCUCGCUAAAUAAAAGUGAAGCAUGUAAAACAAUAACGAUGGCAAAAGAAACAAAAUUUGGUAAUAGGUAAAUGUUAUUGCCUGGUUUGGACAUAUUUAAUGUAAUUAGUGAACGUAUGUUUCGUAGGCUAAACUGUGAAUUUCCCUUUGGGAUUAAUAAUGUGAUCAAUCUGUCUCUAAAAUUAUUCUUUAGUUGCAUCAUUGACAGUGUAAAGAUCAAAAACAAUUUUAAUAAAGCACUAAAAUGGAUGUUCUGUCUGCUUUUGUCUUAACGUGUACCUUUUAUAAAAAGAGAGAGAGCUGAUGAAUGGUUAAAAAAAAAAAAAAAAAAUGACCUAAAAGCAUUGGUGUAGCUUGCCUCUGCCAAAAUAGGCUCUAGAGUGAUAGUCUAUACUUUGUCUCUGGUAGCUGUGUUUGUGUUUUAAAAAGUGACGGAGCUAAGAGUAUUCCUCAUUUAAGGGAAAUUCUGUUGGAACUAGAACAAACAGGUAUGCAGAGUAGAAUUGUCAUGGUACCAAAAUAUUGACUUUCAUACCAAUAAUAGGUAUAGUAUUGCAGUUCCAAAAUGUUACUUAAAUAAAUCAAUUAAUAUGCAAGACUGAAACACACAGACUGAAGACAUUGAACACCCCAAAUUCAGAUUGCUAGGCCUGACAAUGUCAUGUAAAUUUUAUAUAAUUUACUUUUAUGAUUACAAAGCUGUACAUAAAAUAUAAUGGGGUUGGUGGGUGUUAACAGCAUCCAAACAUCCCAACUCUCUGCCUGUGAACCCUCCAGAUCUGCUCCUUUAUCAAAGAAAAAACUAUUCACAAAAGGCUUGACUAAACAAUUAUGUUUGCAGCCUAGACUUAAACACUGAGACUGUGUCUGAGCCCCGAACACUAAUUGGAAGGCUGUUCCAUAACUGUGGGGCUUUGUAAGUGAAAGCUCUAUCCCCAGCUGUAGCACGCACUAUUCGAGGUACCAACAAAUAGCCUGCACCUUUUUAUCUAAGUAGGCUUGGCGGAUCAUAAAAGACCAAAAGUUCGCCCAGGUACUGUGGCGCGAGACCAUUUAGUGCUUUAUAGGUCAAUAGUAGUAUUUUAUAAUCAAUACGAAAUUUGAUUGGGAGCCAGUGUAGUGUGGAUAAGAUAGGGGUGAUGUGGUCAUAUCUACUGGUUCUAGUAAGAACUCUGGCUGCUGCAUUGUGGACUAACUGGAGCUUGUUUAUGCAUCUACUGGAGCAUCCUGACAGUAAGGCAUUACAAUAAUCCAACCUAGAGGUAACAAAAGCAUGAACUAAUUUUUCUGCAUCGUGUAGUGACAAUAUAUUUCUUAUUUUAGCAAUAUUUCUGAGAUGAAAGAAAGCAAUCAUAGUUAUAUUAUCUACAUGAGCUUCAAAUGAAAGACUAGAGUCGGUAAUCACACCAAGGUCUUUUACUGCUGCACAUGAUGAAACAGAAAGGCCAUCCAGAGUUAUUAUGUAAUCAGAAAGCUUACUUCUAACUGCAUGUGGUCCUAGUACAAGUACUUCUGUCUUGUCAGAAUUAAGUAAGAGAAAGUUAAUAAGCAUCCAGUUUCUAAUGUCCUUUACACAUUCCUCAACUUUAUUAAGCUGGUGUCUGUCAUCUGGCUUUGCUGAAACAUACAACUGUGUGUCAUCAGCGUAACAGUGGAAGCUAAUACCAUGUUUACAGAUAAUUUUGCCCAGAGGUAGCAUAUAUAAAGAAAAGAUCAGUGGGCCUAAAACAGAGCCUUGCAGGACACCAAACUUUACCUUAGUAUGAGAGUCACCAUUUACGUUUACAAAUUGAUAACGAUCAGUCAAAUAAGACCUGAGCCAGGAAAGGGCCGUUCCCUUAGUGCCUACUACAUUUUCCAGUCUAUCAAGGAGAAUAGCAUGAUCAAUGGUAUCAAAAGCUGCACUAAGGUCAAGCAGCACAAGCAAGGAGACACAACCCUGAUCAGAGGCCAGUAGUAAGUCAUUUACCACUUUAACCAGUGCUGCCUCUGUGCUAUGAUGAGGCCUAAAUCCUGACUGAUACAUUUCAUGAAUGUUAUUCCUAUGUAAGUAUGACCAUAGCUGCUGUGCUACAACCUUUUCUAGGACCUUGGAGAUAAAGGGGAGGUUUGAUAUUGGUCUAUAGUUAGACAGCUGACAGGCACAUAGCCAAUGCUAAGAGAAGAAUUGAUUAUCUUUAAAAGAGGUUUGAUUGUUUCAGGAAUUAUCUGUUUGAGGAAACAAGUAGGUAAAGGAUCUAGUAUACAGGUUGAUGAUUUUGAUGAUGAAAUUAUCAAGAAGUCUACACAAACAUUCUGUCUGCCAAUUUACAGAGGCAUGCAUUCAAUCUAAUUGGCAGGAACUUCAUCCUCCCCAUAUUAUUUGGUACAUUCUUAAAAAGAAGAAUGCACUGGUGAGCUCAGGAAUACUCAAAGGCCAGGAACACCACAGAAAACAACAGUGAUCUAUGAUUUCUUUCCCUGGUGAAGAAAAACCCCUUCAUAAAAGUUGAUCAGAUCAAGAACACCCUCCUAGAGGUAGGCGUAUCUGUGUCAAAGUCAACAAUCAAGAGAAGACUGCACCAGAAUAAAUACAGAGGGUUGAGCACAAGAUGUAAACAAUUGGUAAGCCUCAAAAACAGGAAGACCAGAGUAGAGUCUGUCAAAAUAUCUUACAAAAAACAUACAGUUCAGGGAAGAACAACCUAUGGACAGAUUCACUUCAAUUUUAUUUCAAUUCGAUUUUAUUUAAAUAGUGCUUUUAACAGUGGUCACACAGCAGCUGUACGACAAUCUGAAUAUAAAUUUUACAUUUAAAACGUAUUCCUAAUGGGAAACCAUGAUCAACUUAUACCAGAAUGGGAAGAGAAGAGUUUGGAGAAGGGAAGGAACUGCUCAUGAUCUGAAGCAUGCUGCCUCAUCUUAUUGUGUGGACAUGUAUGGCUGCUAUGUACUAGUUUAUACUGGUUUCCUUGUAUUUAUUGAUGAUGUGACUACUGACAAAAGCAAUAGGAAGAAUUCUGAAGUUUAUAAGGCUAUAUUAUUUGCUCAGAUUCAGACAAAUGCUUCAAAAUCCGUUGGACUGAACUUCACAGUGUAGAUGGAUAAUAACCCAAGGCACACUUCAAAAGCACUCCAAGCAGCAACCAAGUGGAAUGUUCUGCAAGGUCAGUCACCUGACUUGAGUCCAUUUGAGCAUGCCUUGCACUUGCCGAAGGCAAAACUGAAUGCAAAAUGUAAAACUACUGAGGGCAAAACUAUGUCCAUGUGAUGUAGUUCCUGUUUUCGAAUCGUUUCUCACCUUCAUCAGUAUUUAAACUAUACCUUUUUUUUCUUUUUUCAUCAGUAAUUUUGCACUAUUGUUUUCUUUUGUUGUAUUUUUCACUUUUCACUUCUGCCACAUUAUAAAUUUUCUCGACGAACGCUUUUGGUUUUUUUGUCUGAAGACAGCAAAGCAGGGGCCAUCCACAUCGGAUCUGCCUGAAAUCAUCACAAAGCUUCAACUAAGGCUACACAUGCUACUCCCUAGUUACCUGUGAUCCUGACUCCUUCUGCACUCUAGACCUGCCUAUCACCGGAAAAUCACUUGAUGAGUUGCUGAACUUGAAGGGAGGAUUUCCAUGUUGUAUCAAAUUAAGGAAGAUGAACUGUUUUUGGGCUCAUUGUUGGUUCCGUCUACUCAGGUGGCUGACUCAGAUUCCACAAUUCCUUGGAAUGGCUUAAACACUAUCCAGGAGGUCUCAGUUAGAUGGGGCAAGCUAGGUGCUAAGCCAAAACAUUGCUCCACAACCUUAGGUAAAAACUAUGCAGCCCUGUUGUCACAACUAAAGAGGCUUAGGCUCUCACAGCUCUAAGGGUCACUAGUGCCGUAUUAGUCACCUUGCUAACCCUGCUAACCAACCAGAAUAUCCACAGCAUCAAAUCUCUACUUCCUGCAGAAACCAUUCAUUAAAAUCUUUUGACAUCA
Messenger RNA from Pangasianodon hypophthalmus (striped catfish), 7612 nucleotides. RefSeq names its product putative nuclease HARBI1. The transcript is spliced from 3 exons. The coding region runs from base 229 to 1476 and encodes 415 amino acids. The record is from RefSeq and is a predicted model, not a curated record. Lineage: Eukaryota; Metazoa; Chordata; Actinopteri; Siluriformes; Pangasiidae.